CCGGCGCUGCUUCUGGCGCCUGCGCUCUGACAGGGAAGCCGGUGACGUCCGGUGAAAUUCAACAUGGCGGCGCUAUGCUGACCCUGUAGCGGGUGACAGAAGUGCCGCCUCGGCCUUCCUGACUCCCCUCGGGGGAUCCUGCGCUGUUCCUUGCCGCCGCAGCCAUGUCUGGACCCGGGAACAAACGAGCCGCUGGCGAUGGGGGCUCAGGGCCCCCAGAAAAGAAGCUGAGCCUCGAGGAGAAGACCACAACCACUCUCAUAGAGCCCAUUCGUCUUGGAGGCAUCUCUUCAACGGAAGAGAUGGACUUGAAGGUACUACAGUUCAAGAACAAGAAACUGGCAGAGCGGUUGGAACAGCGACAGGCUUGUGAAGAUGAACUCCGAGAACGAAUUGAGAAGCUGGAGAAGCGGCAGGCCACAGAUGAUGCCACACUCCUCAUUGUCAAUCGCUACUGGGCCCAGCUAGAUGAAACUGUGGAAGCCCUGCUUCGAUGCCAUGAGAACCAGGGAGAGCUGUCUUCAGGGACAGAAGUGCCUGGGACCCAGGAGGGGCCAACACGUGAUGGGACUCCUCUGACAGAGCCAGGGACAUCGGAGCUGAGGGAGCACCUGCCAGUGCAGCUGCGGCCCCCUCUCAGUGAGCCAGCUUUGGCUUUUGUGGUGGCACUGGGUGCCAGCAGCAGUGAAGAGGUGGAGCUACAGCUGCAGGGUCGUAUGGAGUUCUCCAAGGCAGCAGUGUCCCGUGUGGUAGAGGCUUCAGACCGCCUACAGCGCCGGGUAGAGGAACUCUGUCAGCGAGUAUAUAGCCGAGGGGACAGUGAGCCCCCCGGUGAGGUGGCUCGGGCACGCACCCGGGAGCUGGGCCGUGAAAACCGGCGGCUACAGGACUUGGCCACCCAGCUGCAGGAGAAGCACCACCGCAUCUCAUUGGAGUACUCUGAGCUCCAGGAUAAAGUGACAUCAGCAGAGACUAAGGUGUUGGAGAUGGAGACGACAGUGGAGGAUCUGCAGUGGGACAUUGAGAAACUGCGCAAGCGAGAGCAAAAGCUCAACAAGCACCUGGCGGAGGCCUUGGAGCAGCUCAACUCUGGCUACUAUGUGUCUGGGAGCUCCUCAGGCUUCCAGGGUGGCCAGAUCACACUCAGCAUGCAGAAGUUUGAGAUGCUCAAUGCAGAGUUGGAGGAAAACCAGGAAUUGGCCAACAGCCGCAUGGCAGAACUGGAGAAGCUGCAGGCCGAACUUCAGGGGGCUGUACGGACCAAUGAACGUCUUAAGGUAGCCCUGCGGAGCCUUCCCGAGGAAGUGGUGCGAGAGACAGGAGAAUACCGCAUGCUACAGGCCCAGUUCUCACUGCUGUAUAAUGAAUCUCUGCAAGUGAAGACACAGCUGGAUGAGGCCCGGGGGCUACUGCUGGCCACCAAGAACUCCCACCUGAGACACAUUGAGCACAUGGAGAGUGACGAGCUCGGGCUACAGAAGAAGCUGCGCACAGAGGUUAUCCAGCUGGAGGACACACUGGCCCAGGUACGCAAGGAGUACGAGAUGCUACGCAUCGAAUUUGAACAGAACCUGGCAGCCAACGAGCAGGCGGGGCCUAUAAACCGUGAGAUGCGCCACCUGAUUAGUAGUCUCCAGAACCACAACCACCAGCUAAAGGGUGAUGCUCAGCGAUACAAGCGUAAGCUUCGAGAAGUGCAGGCUGAGAUUGGCAAGCUCCGUGCUCAGGCCAGUGGCUCUACUCAUUCUAUUCCCAGCCUGGGCCACCCAGAGGACUCGGGCGUGUGUGCCCCAACCCCAGGGAAAGAAGAAUGUGGGCCAGGUACUGGUGGUACCCCUGACAGUAGAAAGGAUAUGACUUCAAUACCUGGCACCACCACUACCACCACCUCACUAAAGAAGGAGGAGCUUGUUCCCUCUGAAGAGGAUACCCAAGCCCUAACACCUGGGGCCCAGGGUCCCUCCUCCCGGGGCCGAGAACCAGAGGCCAGGCCCAAGCGAGAGCUUCGGGAACGGGAAGGGCCUGGCCUGGGAUCUCCACCUGUAGCCUCAACUCUCUCAAGGGCUGAUCGGGAGAAGGUCAAGUUGGAAGAGGCCAAAAGGAAGGAGUCAGAACUCCUCAAAGGGCUUCGAGCAGAGCUCAAGAAGGCCCAGGAAAGCCAGAAGGAGAUGAAGUUGCUGUUGGACAUGUACAAGUCUGCACCCAAGGAACAGAGGGAUAAGGUGCAGCUCAUGGCAGCUGAACGCAAGGCCAAGGCUGAGGUUGAUGAGCUGCGGAGCCGCAUCCGUGAAUUGGAGGAACGGGAUCGAAGGGAGAGCAAGAAGAUUGCAGAUGAGGAUGCCCUGAGGCGCAUUCGGCAGGCAGAGGAGCAGAUUGAACACCUGCAGCGCAAGUUGGGUGCCACCAAGCAGGAGGAGGAGGCUCUGCUGUCAGAGAUGGAUGUGACAGGUCAGGCUUUUGAGGACAUGCAAGAGCAGAAUGGGCGACUGCUACAGCAACUGCGGGAAAAGGACGACGCCAACUUUAAGCUAAUGUCAGAAAGGAUCAAGGCUAACCAGAUUCACAAGCUACUGCGGGAAGAGAAGGAUGAGCUGGGCGAGCAGGUUCUUGGCCUCAAGUCCCAGGUGGAUGCCCAGCUACUAACCGUGCAGAAGCUGGAGGAAAAGGAGCGGGCCCUGCAGGGCAGCCUCGGGGGUGUGGAGAAGGAGCUGACACUGCGUAGCCAGGCCCUGGAGCUCAACAAGAGGAAGGCUGUGGAAGCGGCCCAGCUGGCGGAGGACCUCAAAGUGCAGCUGGAACAUGUGCAGACUCGGCUGCGAGAGAUCCAGCCUUGCCUGGCAGAGAGCCGGGCUGCUCGAGAGAAAGAGAGCUUCAACCUCAAGAGGGCUCAGGAGGACAUCUCACGGCUACGGCGCAAGCUGGAAAAGCAGAGGAAAGUGGAGGUUUAUGCAGAUGCAGAUGAAAUCCUCCAGGAGGAGAUCAAGGAGUACAAGGCACGGUUGACCUGCCCCUGUUGUAACACCCGCAAGAAGGAUGCAGUCCUCACGAAGUGCUUCCACGUUUUCUGCUUCGAGUGUGUGCGGGGCCGUUACGAGGCCCGCCAGAGGAAGUGCCCCAAGUGCAAUGCAGCCUUCGGUGCCCACGACUUCCACCGUGUCUACAUCAGCUGAACCUACGGCUCAGGGGACUUUGGAAUGCCCAUGGACCCUGGGGGCUUUGCCUCCAGCCCCUCCCCACUCUAGGUCAAAUCACCUCUCUUUCCACUAUGGACCCCAUGGGCCCAGCCCCUGCCCACCCAGUUAAGUUUGGGGGCCCUGGUGUAUGCUAGUGGGAGUGGGAACAACCAAGCUCAAUUCCAUCUUUUCCCAAAUGUCAGAGCUGCAGUCUGAGGACACCCAUCCUCCAGGAAAGGUCCACCCUAAGGGGUCCAGAGCACUCAGCUGAGCUGCUGGGAAUCUGGCCCUUCUCCAGCUGUCAUCACAAACCUGUCCUAGCCCUAAUGGGGAAUUUCUCCAGUCUGUGACCUUGCACCCAAGAGGAGUCUCUGCCUACACACCCACAAGGGAGUACUGUGUGGGGACCAGGUCUUUAGCCCCUUGUUUGAGAUAGCCCUGCAGCCCAGGGAGACUAGGGCAGGGUUUUGUCCUGAGUUUCCUGGACACUCUGGUCUGCCCCUUGGGCUAAGGGCUGAAGGACGAACCUCCUUUGGGAGCACUACUUGCUAACACGGGGAAGCUCUACCGGUGCUGUAGUCACCGCCCCCAUCUUAGGAGUGCUGAACAAAGGAAGAUUGAUCUCUGUUCCAAUCAGGCUCCUUCCCCCCAAUCUCUUGUUUGUCUCCCAAGUCCACUUACCCAUACCUCAGGCAUCCCAAGACUUCAAAGGGUCCCUGGUCCUAACCCUGCUUUCAUCUUAGUGGCCUUAACUGCAGUGGAGGUGGAACUUCCCAGGAGGGGAGGGACUGGGCCAACUUCAAUCAUUCCAGGUAGAACUUCACCCAACACCCAUGACAGCCUGUACCCACGAUGCUUCCUUCCUGUGUUGCCUGCUCAAGCAGACUGGACUGUGGAGGCAGCACUGGGAGGGGCCUAUGGGUGGAACUGCUGACAGGUGUGGGGGGCCUAUUUGAACCCACAGCCUCUGCUCUAGAGUUGUCUUGUAUAGGCUGUUAGUUGUGAAUAAACGUCCAACCCCCAGCCUCUGCUCAAAGCAGCCAGGCCUCAUACCCAA
Messenger RNA from Tupaia belangeri chinensis (Chinese tree shrew), 4230 nucleotides. RefSeq names its product ring finger protein 40 (gene RNF40). The coding region runs from base 165 to 3170 and encodes 1001 amino acids. The record is from RefSeq and is a predicted model, not a curated record. Gene Ontology annotation, cellular component: nucleus; HULC complex. The transcript has 20 exons. Gene Ontology annotation, molecular function: ubiquitin protein ligase activity; metal ion binding. Lineage: Eukaryota; Metazoa; Chordata; Mammalia; Scandentia; Tupaiidae.